AUGAAGAAGGAGAAGGACGUGCUCGUCAACUACGUCACCUGCGGCCCCGACGGCAAGGUGCGCCGGCUCGUCGAGGAGGGCGUCAUCCGACCCGACGUCGACCGCGUGUUCGACGACCUCGCCCAGCUGCCCGAGGCCCACGCGCUGCUCGAGCGCGGCGAGGCCCGCGGCAAGGUCGUCAUCAAGGUCCAGGACCCGCUCACCGCCGCCGCGGCCGCCCACUGA
Messenger RNA from Acanthamoeba castellanii str. Neff, 225 nucleotides. RefSeq lists its product as uncharacterized. The record is from RefSeq and is a predicted model, not a curated record. Lineage: Eukaryota; Discosea; Longamoebia; Acanthamoebidae. The transcript is spliced from 2 exons. Bases 1 to 225 code for a protein of 74 amino acids.